Molecule: messenger RNA, 7987 nt
Organism: Cinara cedri
Lineage: Eukaryota; Metazoa; Arthropoda; Insecta; Hemiptera; Aphididae
Source: the annotation of a GenBank genome assembly
AUGGUCUCGACUCAUAUGGCAUAUGAUUGCGUGACAUCGUGGAAGGUUCCUAGCGUAAACGGCAAUUCGAUUCCAAGCCGCAACUUGUCGUUCUCGUUAAUCCGCAACCAGUCAGCUGCCAACUUAGGCAUACAGUCAUACCAAUGUGCUGUGAGUAUAUCUCGUCUAUAUCAUCUAUAUGAUAUGAAAAAUACAACCCCUAUUUAAAAUCAACGAUGAAAAUGAAUUUCAAUAUAGUCGGUAUAAUAUUUUAGAUUCUAAGCGAAGCAAGAAAUAUUUUGGUUGUACAAUGAUGUUUUUUGUUUUAUGUUAUAUAUAUAUAGUACGGUGUAUACUUUGUACAACAUUUAUACCGGAUAUUUUGCCCCAUUACGGAGUGAUCGAUCUAUCAUAAAACAUUGUUAAUCUCGGAAAGAAUUAAUUUUUCCGGAAUUUGGAUUUUAGAACAUUUAAAAACAAGCUACUCUACAAUUUUAUAUUUAUGUUUUUUUUUGUCACCUCUAUGUUUGGAGGUAAAACCACUACCAGCCUUUAAUUUUUAAAUAGCAACCUGUNUUAAAAAUUCCCUAAAUAGAUGGAAUAUUAUUUAAAAUAAAUUUGAGUGUUGAAACUUUUGAUUGCCAUCAAUCUAUUGACGAUAUAUUCCACUUUUAAAUUUCUUUUGGAGGAGAGUAGUAGUAAUAAUACAUUACCGCUCUCCCCCAAACCAAACUUAUAAGUGGAAUAUCUCGUCAUCUGUUUAAAGAAAGUCAAAAAUUUUACACCAAAAUUUAAUUUAAUUAAUACUUAAUAAUAUAUAUUUAUGAAACUUCUAAUGCGGAUUGCCAUUUGAAAAUCAAAAGUGGUUUUAUCCUCAAAAAUAAGGGUGACAAAAAAAUAACAUGUAUAUAACAUCGUAGAACAGAUUGUUUCCUNUAGAUUGAUCACUCUGUAUAUCAAAUGUGACAUAUUUUCUAAAUGGAAAUUUUAUCUAAUUGGUACUUAAAGGGAGUUCUUUUGAUUUUCGUUGAUUAAAAAAGUAGUUUUCUAUAGUAUUGUAUUUUUAAUAAUUGAGCAACAACGUAUGAAGUAAUGAACAAUUUACAAAUAUAAUUCUUUUAUUAUUUUCAAUUUGGUUUUUUCUUUUGUUAUAAUUCUUAUGAGAUGUCUGUAGACUAGAAAUUUGGAAAAAAAAACCAAUAUUUACCUUUUAUAGACGUGGGAACGUAUUUAAAAUAAUUGAGCCAUUUUUAAACUACUUAAAGACAUUUAAAUUUUGUAAGUUUUUUCGGCUAGGUACUCGUGAAUAAAAUUGUUAGACUAAUNCAUACAGUCAUACCAAUGUGCUGUGAGUAUAUCUCGUCUAUAUCAUAUAUAUGAUAUAUAAAAUAAAACCCCUAUUUAAAAUCAACGAUGAGAAUGAAUAUCAAUAUAGUCAGUAUAGUAUUUUAGAUUCUAAGCGAAGCAAGAAAUAUUUUGGUUUUACAAUGAUGUUUUUUGUUUUAUGUUAUAUAUAUAUAUAGUACGGUGCAUACUUUGUACAACAUUUAUGCCGGAUAUCUUGCCCCAUUACGGAGCGAUCGAUCUAUCAUAAAACAUUGUUAAUCUCGGAAAGUAUUAAUUUUUCCGGAAUUUGGUUUUUAGAACAAUAAAAAACAAGCUACUCUACACAUUUAUAUUUCUGUUUUUUUUUAUCACCUCUAUGUUUGGAGGUAAAACCACUAUCAGCCUUUAAUUUUCAAAUAGCAACCUGUAUUNAAAAUUCCCUAAAUAGAUGGAAUAUUAUUUAAAAUAAAUUUGAGUGUUGAAACUUUUGAUUGCCAUCAAUCCAUUGACGAUAUAUUCUACUUUUGGAGGAGAGUAGUGGAGUAUCAUUCAUAUGGCUAUAUGGUGCAUGGCAUGUUAAUAAUACAUUACCGCUCUCCCCCAAACCAAACUUACAAGUGGAAUAUCUCGUCAUCUGAUUAAAGAAAAUCAAAAAUUUCACACCAAAAUAUAAUUUAAUUAAUACUUCAUCUAUUUAUGAAACUUUUAAUGCGGAUUACCAUUUGAAAAUCAAAAGUGAUUUUAUCCUCAAAAAUAAGGGUGACAAAAAAAUAACAUGUAUAUAACAUCGUAGAACAGAUUGUUUACUUAAUAUAAUGGAAAACAAAUUCUGGAAAAGUUAAUACAUUCGAGAUAACNAUCAAAAGUGAUUUUAUCCUCAAAAAUAAGGGUGACAAAAAAAUAACAUGUAUAUAACAUCGUAGAACAGAUUGUUUCCUUAAUAUAAUGGAAAACAAAUUCUGGAAAAGUUAAUACAUUCGAGAUAACUUGUGUCGUAUGAUAGAUUGAUCACCCUGUAUAUCAAAUGUGACACAUUUUUUAAAUGGAAAUUUUAUCUAAUUGGUACUUAAAGGGAGUUCUUUUGAUUUUCGUUGAUUAAAUAAGUAGUUUUCUACAGUAUUGUAUUUUUAAUAACUGAGCAACAACGUAUGAAGUAAUGAACAAUUUACAAAUAUAAUUCUUUUAUUAUUUUCAAUUAAGUUUUUUCUUUUGUUAUAAUUCUUAUGAGAUGUCUGUAGACUAGAAAUUUGGAAAAAAACCUAUAUUUACCUUUUAUAGACGUGGGAACGUAUUUAAAAUAAUUGAGCCGUUUUUAAACUACUUAAAGACAUUUAAAUUUUGUAAGUUUUUCGGCUAGGUACUCGUGAAUAAAAUUGUUAGACUAAUCAGAACUAUUUGAAAAUUUAAAAUUGGUUCAUUAUAAAUAUUACUUAGUGGAACGGUAUCGUACUUUUAUAGUAGUAAAAAAUAAUGAGUUCAUUGUUUUGUAGAAUUUUUUAUUAGAUUUUAAAAUUCUUUUAAAAUCAAAUUUUGAAAAAAUUGUAAAUAUCACGGGCUUUCAAAAAAUGUGUAACCGAACUCCAUUCAGAAUCGUUGUUCAUUAGCAAUGAUCGUUAAAUUGUUGCGUACUGAUUUAUAUUAGAUUGUCUCUAUAAUAUUCUACUUUCCCAAUUUCUCCCCAACAUCAGUGGCCCACCUAUUGUGCGCAGUAUGUGCGUCUUUUUAACAUCGAGAUGAAAAAAAAAUAAAAAUAAAAUUAAUGUUAUCAUUAUAAUACAAUAUAGUUAACUGAGUCUGUGACGGCGGACGGCACUGUGUUAUUGAUCGCGAUAUCCGCGGACGAACAUUGCGACGGAUUAUUAAAACCCUAUGAUCAUCAUGUGAAAGACGGAAAGAUGGUGAUGCUGCUCUACCAGAACUCUCGACGUCCGCUGCAGCCGAUAGACCGUCCGACGAGAGAGGUUACGGAUGAACAAUGCAGGCAAGUGGCCACCAUAAAUCAUACGCGGAUGUUGUUUCGUUAUAGAUUAUUUUGCCAGUUGUAAUUCAUAUCGUUUGUCUGCGAUGAACUUAAAUACAUUAUAUUAUACGAAAUUGGUUAUGUUGCCGAACAUUCGAAAAUAUAAACGAGCGGAUUCCGCAUUUAGUUAUUAUUAUUUUAAUACGGGCAAAAUAUUAAUCACGAAUAUACCAAUUCUAUUAUCAUUAUUUCAAUAAAAUACACUUACCUAAUUAAAAGCGUGUUGUUUUUAGGUUUUCGGAUUUCACCCAAGGCGAAUGGUUAAACUUGAGAGUUGACGGUGGGACUCUACAGUAUGUGCACGUCGUACACCACGACGAAAUUGACAGUGGUGAACAGAAAGGCGACGAUGAAACCGGCCAACAGACCCGAAUCAGGCGGCAAAUUUACUCGGAUCCUACUGUGCUUGACGGAGAUGAAAUAAGGGUACGUGAAACAAAUGCAUUCAAUAACUUUUAACCUUAUUGAUAUGAGUUAAUUACCGUUGACUUGAACAUUAUUUUAAUUAACGGUUACCAUUAAUAUUUUGGUGCGAUGGUGGCUCUUAUUUUAAGUGCCCGUGCACUAUCUACGUACCGACAAUACAAUUUAAAAGUGUUAAACCAUAGUAACAGUAAUUUUGUAGUAAGUAGGUACCUGAAAUAUAGGUUUAUAUGAAAAUCGCGUUUCAACAUUUUAAGAGAUUCUGAAUAUUAUCACGCAACUUAAAAUUGGGUAAAUUGAGUUGUUUAUAGUGCGAAACGGCCGCGCGGUCGUCGUCGGGCACGGAAACGCGGAGUAAAUGAUAGCCGUGACAUUUUUGAGACAGUUUUAAUAUAUAGGUCAGUGUGGAGUGUGUGAUUGGAUACAUAAAAUGGGGCCUUGGUUAUCAUGCGUAAGGUAAUCGAUUGAAAUCUUUGUAUUAUGCGUAAAUUUGAUGGUUUAGCCGCACCCCAUAACUGGAUGCCAUAAGUCCACAUAGGCAUGAGAAGUUGUUUAUAAAUUAGGAGUUUGGAAUUGAGGUUAAGUUUAGAGUGAUUACCUAUCAGAUAGUGUAGUGUUUUCCUUCUGAGGUUUAGAGUGUUGCGUUUAAUUUUUAUAUCUUCUGCCCAGGUGAGUCUCUUGUCUAGGGUUAGACCUAGGUAACGGAUGUUGGGGACAAUUGGUAUUGUUUGAUUAUUUAGGUUGGCAGAAGGUAUUUCACCCUGCCUUAAAGAAAAAGUAAUGUGUGAUAACUUUUCGUUGUUAAUUUUAUCUUUCCAUUUAGUAUACCAGGAAGAUAGGCUGUUUAGGUGGUUUUGUAAGUGUAGAAUGGUAGUGUAUAGAUCAUUUUGAGAAGUUUAUAUAAUAUUUACAUCAGUGAAUUCGGCUACUGAAGUAUUCGGGAAAGUUGGUUGGUCAGCUGUGAAUAAGUUGUAUAGGAAAGGCGAUGAAACAGCACCUUGGGGGACACCAGCUACUAUAGGAGUAAUUGAUGAUACUUCCGUGCCUACUUUUGUCACAAAGAAACGGUUAUUGAGUUACGAUUGAAAGAAGAGUAAAUAAGGCGCGGGAAGAAUCGCUUUUAAUUUAUAAAGAAGUCCCGGGUGCCAAACCAGAUCAAAAGCCUGGGCAAAAACUAAUGAAACAGCAGAGCAAUAUUUUUUCAUUUCCAGUGAAUACGAUAUUGAGUCAACUAAUCGGUUAAUUUGAUGGAUUCUUGAAUGUUUAUUCCUGAAUCCAAAUUGUGAAUUUGGGAUGAUUUGAUAGAUAUUAAUUAGUCGGGAUAUACGUUUUAAAAUUAAUUUUUCGGAUAGUUUGGCAAAUAAAGGAAGAAUACUUAUUGGACGAUACGAAGUUGAUAUGUCCGGGGGUUUAUUUGGUUUAGGAAUCAAGACAAUAACUGAAGUUUUCCACUGAACCGGAAUGUACGAGAGUCUUAGUAUGGAAUUUAAAAUAUGGAUGAGGUGGAUAACGGCUUUUUUUGAUAGUUGGCGAGCAACUUCAGCUGUAAUUAAGUCCAAUCCAGGGGAAUUUGAUGUAGUGGUAGACUUCAGAUGGUGAGAAAGGUUUGGUCGGUAGGUAGAGUGGUAGUGAGGAGCCUAAUGUUUUUAAGACAUGUUCAGUAAAUAAAUGGAGGCUGAUAUCCUUGGAGGGUUGGAAAACAUGUUCAAGUUGUGAGCGGAAGACAGCUGCUUUCUCCCCAUCCGAUUUUCAACAGGUACCAUCCGGUUUUUUUAAGGAGGAGCAUUUAGGUUUUUGUUUUAAACACUGACGAGUUGCAUUUCAGAGGGAACCAUCUUUAGCACUGAUAGAGGAAAUCCAAGAGUUGAAGGAUUCGGCUUUUAAAGGGUUCAGAUUACGUUUAAGGGACGAGGAUAGGUAGUUGUAGAUAUUUUUAUCUGAUAAUUUCUAAAAGCUAUUGAUUUUUAUAUACAUUUUUAACUAUCUAAAGACUACAACUGAAGCGAAAAAUAUUUUUCUACAUUAGAACUUAUAAAGAGUUUUUUUAAAAUAUUCAACGAAGGAAAAACGGAUGACAGCCCUAACAAUGCUAUCGAUUAAAAACAAAUGAUAACUAAAAUUCCCAACUUUAAUGAAAAAAAAAAAUAAAUAUAGGUCUACGAAAAUCAGACAGGAGAAUUUAUUUUAUUUAUAAACACAUACCUGAAGUUUGAAAUUCAAUUGUUAAAUAAAAAAAUGAUAAUAUAUUCGAAUUUUUAUCUUUUUUGAAUUUAUUUUUAUAAAUUGGCACUGCAUGAUAAAAUAUUAGAGCUAUUGAAAAAAGAAGAACACUACGAAACACAUAAAGUUUUUGUACAUAUCUUAAAAUUAUGAUAGCACUACUAAAAACAUAGAAAGUGAGGUUCCCCAUAAAAAACAGUUUAUUAAACCCAAAUUUGUUUUUUUAUACGACUCUAUGUAAUUUAUAAUAUACCAUACGAUCGAUUUUCAAGUAAUUAUCUAAGUCUGCAAAAUAUUAAUUUUAGGUUACUACCAAAUAAAAACACAUGCAAAAUAACUGAAAUAGAGUAAUGUCGUUGUAUGACUUAAUUGUUUGCCGUUUUAGUUGUAAUUUUCUUUCUAGAUUUUUCUAAUGAUUUUGGAAACCCCUUGGAAAACCUAAAAAAAUCUCUAUAAUGCACAACAAGAAAAAAUUACAAAACUAUAGUCUAAAAUAUUAUAUUUUGAUCAAUAUGAUUGUUGGUUUACAGAAAUAUAUUAUCCAGUGGGACAAUGCAAGAUCUAGGCGUUCGUUAUCCGAUGUCAUAGCAUCGAGUCUUCCUAUUCCGUCCGGACCAACUCCACCACCGAGUCCACCACCUACACCUCCGCAUACCCCGUCAAGAACCCAAUCGAGAGUUCAUUCUACUUACAAUUCAAUGUUUGAGGCUAAAGAUUUGAUAAAGUCGUUUGACACGUUAAUAGAAGAGUAUGAACAAUUAAUUAACAACGAUAAAGAAUAUAAGGAAACACGGAGAAAGCGCAGUUUCACACAGAAAAACAACCCAACUAAAUAUAGAUGGCGUUGUGUUAGAAGGAUUAAUAACGAGGAUUCAUUGUACAAUCAACGCACGGGCGCUAAGUUCUUGACAUGGGGUGGAAAGGUCGAGGAACAUGUCGACCAAUCCGGAAACCAACAACUGUGAGUUUACAAUUACGUGUAUAAUCGUUUUUAUAGAAAUAAUUGAUAUAAAGAUCCAAAUUUUGAUGAUUUAUUAAUUUAUUAUAUUUAAUGUUAAUAUCAUUUAUUCUAGUGACAACGGAAAUAGUUCUACGCCUGUCAACAAAGGAAAAGAUUAUAAAAUGACUUACAGUUGUCUGUGGUUUGUUCUUAGGGGCCCAAAUAUAUUGGAAUAUUCAGUUGUUGGUUAGUAUAUGAUGUUUGUUAAAUAUCGAUAAGUAGAAAACUGGAAAUUGAAAACCAAAAAUACAUGAUAGAAUUUAUGCCAAAACGGUUGUCAAAACGACAUUAUUUCAUUAAAUAUUGUCUGCUCGUAAAUAUAAUUAAAAUUUAUAUUAUGUUAUAUUAAUUAAAUAUUAUCCACAUCAAACAAGUUUUAGAAAAUGUUACUACAAAUAACUACAAAUAACUCAAAAACGUGCAGAUUAUAUCAAAAUUGUUAGUUUAGAAAAUGCUAAUACUAGAAUAGGUAUUUAAUAACCAUUUUAGAUCUCUAUGGUUAUUUUCACUCAAUAAGAAUGAAAAAUACAAAAUUAAAACCGCAAUAUUCUCGAUUAUCCUAUAUUUCCAUUGGUUUUCCCCGAUAUUAAGAAAAGUAGAAGGACACAAAAUAACCUACUCAAUGCAUCAGCUUAACACAAUGUGUUAUUAUUUAUUAUUAUUAUUUUUAUUCUUUAUUUAUUUACGGCGCUCCAUUAUCUUUAUUAUAUCAGAAGAUAUUUCAAUGGUAUCUCUUUGUGGGACAUUCUGCAUUAUGUCCAAUAAACAAAUUUAAACGAUUUGAACGUAUAAAAAUAUUUCGAAUUUAUUAAGUUUUAGGUAUUAUUCAUAACUGUGUUUUACAAUUUUUAGGCACUGGCCUGCCAAAACCAGACCAGGAUUUGAAGAGCUUUGCACGGGAACUCUGUAAGGAAAACAAGUCGGGUAGUCGUGGCUUUGAUGUUAUCAAGCGGAAAAACCUUAAUCCCCGCCGUGAGUGGUGGGCCACGGAAUCCAGUGACUAUAUACCUCUAUACUAA